GUCAUAUUCAGGCAUGUCUCACGAAAACGCUAAUAAAACAAUUUAGAAUUAUUGGAACUUUCUAAAAUUCACUUAUGACAUUGACAAGAUAUAGGACUACACUUCUGUAAAGUUUGAUGAAAAUCGCAGCAUUGAAUUGUUUUUAAAUCACGAAAAUGUAUGUACACAGAAUGUACAAGAACCCUAUAGCAGAUUUAAUGGGUAAUUUGUGUAACACACAGUAUGAUCCCUAUCGGCCUUUUAUCACACUAAAAUUUGCACUUUGAGCAGCAUGGCGGGUUCGGAUGUCGCCAAACUUUUUCUUGGGGUUGAAAUUAGCACGCAGCAGGUGAAGGUGAUUGCUGUGGACAAUGAGCUGAGCAUUGUCUAUGAAAAUGCGGUGAAAUACGACACAGAACUUCCUCACUAUGGGACCCAUGGUGGUGCACAUAUUCAUGAGGACAACCACACCGUGACGGCACCAACUCUGAUGUGGGUUGAGGCUGUUGACCUCGUCCUCAGUAAGAUGAAGAACGAUGGAUUCGACUUCUCCAAGGUUGUGGCCCUGUCUGGUACUGGCCAGCAACAUGGUAGUGUGUACUGGAAGCGUGGGGCCGUCGACAUCCUUUCAAACAUGGAGCCAGAGAAAAGCCUCAAAGUGCAGUUACAGGAAUGUUUCAGUGUUGCUGACUCACCCAUCUGGAUGGACUCCAGCACCACAGCCAUUUGCCACCAGCUGGAGGAAUCGGUCGGUGGAGCACAGCGACUGGCUUCACUCUCAGGGAGCAUUGGUGUUGAAAGAUUCACUGGGCCACAGAUUGCUAAGAUCAGCCGUAACAAGCCAGAUGCUUAUCAUGACACAGAGAGGAUUUCGCUGGUGAGCAGUUUUGGUGCUAGUCUAUUCCUUGGUGCUUACGCGGGCAUUGAUUUUGCUGACUGCUCCGGCAUGAACCUACUCAAUAUUCACAAGAAGCAGUGGGAACAAGGUUGCGUAGAUUUCUGUGGUGCUGGCUUGGUUGAAAAAUUAGGUGAUCCUAUACCGUCCUAUCAGAACCUGGGUCCAAUAUCGCGAUACUUUGUUGAUCGUUACAAGUUCCACAAAGACUGUGCUGUGAUUGCAUUUACCGGUGAUAACCCCGCAUCACUCGCGGGAAUGAGGCUGGAAGAGGGAGAUAUAAUAGUGACACUUGGUACCAGUGAUUGUGCUUUCGUCUGGCUUCGAGAACCUCGUCCCUCCCACUAUACGAACAUAUGCUGCAACCCCGUGGUCAGGGAUGACUACUUUGCUAUGAUUGUAUUCAAGAAUGGUUCUUUGACGCGCGAGAGGAUACGUGAUGAGUGUGCUGAGGCAUCAUGGGAUAGAUUUGAAGAGUUGCUGAAGCAGACGCCGAAAGGGAAUGAUGGAAACAUAGGUUUCUACUACGAUGUUGAAGAAAUAAUUCCGAGUAAUGCAAAGGGUGUGCACCGUUUUGAUGCAACUGGAAAAAAGGUGGGAAGUUUUUCCAAUGCGACGGAGAUUCGAGCCCUGAUAGAAGGUCAGUUUCUUGCUAAGAGACUACAUGCUGAGAAUAGUGGCUUCAAGAUAGAACCAAACACGAGGAUCCUGGCGACAGGUGGGGCCUCAGCCAACAAAGCAAUACUACAGGUGCUAGCAGAUGUCUUCAAUGCUCCUGUGUUUACACUGGAUGUGGCCAACUCGGCCUGCCUGGGAUGUGCUUACCGAGCUAAACAUGGCUUGCUUGGUGGGGAGAAGUUUGCAUUUGUAGAUAUUGUAAAGAAUGCUCCCGGAAUGGUGCUAGCAGUGGCCCCUAGCCCCGGGGCGUAUGAGGUAUACACCCCGAUGGUGGCUAUGUACAGGAAGCUGGAGACAAUCGUGAGCCAAAGCUAGACAGGAAUGCAAUACGGUGUCGUAUGAUACGAGUUGGAGGGAGAGAUGGAUAGCUGGACGUCGUGAUUUUGAACUAUCAAAUCAAGUAGCAUUUUAUAUAGACGAUUAAAAGUACAGCGGGCGCUGUGUAUCAACAAAGGUAUUUGAGAAUAAGGUGAUAUCAUAUUAUGCAUGUUAUAGUUUACUUGUAAAGUGUUUUUCAGAUAGAUAUUAGUCGUACUUCCACCUAUCAAAUCCCCGUGUCUUUUGCGCUUACACCUAUGAAUUGCCGUGUCUAAAUAGACCCGUGUGUCAAAUCCCCGUGUCUAUUAGCCCCAUCGAGCUCGAUGGGGCUAAUCGGGGGCUAAUUUAAACCCGUGUUCAACACAGGUUUUUUGAUAGGUGGAAUCUGAAUAGCCCCGGCAAUUGCAAGUUCUAAGACCCGGCGACAGAUGGCGCGGUGUAGUUGCCUCAGUAUUGCGCCCGCGAAAUUCCCCUCCAACGGGAAAAAAACACAGGAGAGCUCCCUACCAUUAUUAACCAUUAUCUAACACCACUGAUAGGUGUAAGUGCGCCCCGGUUUUUUUGACACACGGCGAAGACACGGGUCUUGAAAAAACACGGGGUUUUAUGAUAGGUGGAACUACGACUAUUGCCAAAAAUACUUGGCUGACCUCUUUUCACUUAACUGUAAUAGUGUGAUCACAAAUAGUUAUGUUACACAGCCCUGGGCAGCUGGUGUCGUAGUUGACAACGUUAAGUCAGUGGAAUAUUGGCUAAUAGUGGGAUAUAUGGGUUGCAAAAGGUCUGUGCGGUACAGUAAAGCUCAGGAAAGAAAAGUCUAGAAAUUUAUUCUGAGUGUUAUUCUUCCGCAUGGGGGAGGCCUACCCUAAUGAGUUUUGUGCAACACCACUCUCGUUUGGUAUGUGAUUUGGUCACAUUCCUGAGCCUUUGGCCAACAUGAAAAACACUCAACCCUUUUAACUGGCAAAUAUAUGUUUUUAAUUUUAUGAAUUUCCUAUAACCUGUUUUUGGCUCACUGUAGGGGAGUCUACAUAACACCGCAGUGUCCGUCGUCGUCGUCGUCCGUAUCCUGUUUCAAAAACCUGCUUUUGAAGAGGUCAGACUCGAAAAUUUCAGCAAAGGUGGCACGUUUCGUCAUUAAUUGUCCUAAACUGUUCAAAUUUGAUAUGUAGACACCUAUUGGGUAUCUGUACAUAUUAUCAAAAACUCAUGUCAAUGUCACCUACUUUUCAGGUGUAAGUACAAAAUUCAAAAAUUGUGUUCAGCUAUUUGUUAAUCUGUACAAAAUUUUAAAAUUUAGAAUUUAAAAUACAUUGCUUAUAGAAAAUGCCAAUAC
Molecule: messenger RNA, 3206 nt
Organism: Lineus longissimus
Lineage: Eukaryota; Metazoa; Nemertea; Pilidiophora; Heteronemertea; Lineidae
Product: xylulose kinase-like
Exons: 18
Coding region: 272-1867 (531 amino acids)
Biological process (GO): D-xylose metabolic process; xylulose metabolic process; phosphorylation
Cellular component (GO): cytosol
Molecular function (GO): D-xylulokinase activity
Source: RefSeq, a predicted model, not a curated record